AUGUCAGAAGUCACUAACAUCACAGAACUGCCAUUCUACUUCAUUCUUACGGGCAUCCCGGGUUUGGAGGCCAUGCACAUUUGGAUCUCCAUCCCCUUCUGCUGCUUAUACACGAUCUCCAUUAUGGGCAACACCACCAUCCUGGCUGUCAUUUGGACAGAGUCCUCGCUUCACCAACCCAUGUACCUGUUCCUCUCCAUGCUGGCACUAACUGACCUGGGCCUCACCCUCACCACUCUGCCCACAGUCAUGCAACUCCUCUGGUUCAAUGUCCGGGAAAUUAGCUUUGAGGGCUGUUUUGCCCAAGUCUUCUUCAUUCAUACCUUCUCUUUCAUGGAAUCUUCAGUGUUAUUGGCCAUGGCUUAUGACCGCUUUGUGGCCAUCUGCCGCCCACUCCACUAUGCCUCUAUUCUCACAGAGACUGUCAUUGGCAGAAUUGGGAUAGCCAUCGUUAUCCGAUGUGUUUUGGCCGUCCUGCCCUCUCUCUUCCUGCUCAAACGUCUGCCCUUUUGUCACUCUCAUCUCCUCUCCCACUCCUAUUGCCUUCAUCAGGACAUGAUCCGCUUGGUAUGUGCUGACACUCGGAUCAAUAGCUGGUAUGGUUUUGUACUGGUAUUGCUCAUCAUUGUGCUUGACCCUUUCCUCAUUCUUAUCUCCUAUGGGCUGAUACUACAUAGUGUCCUUGGCACUGCCUCCCGGGCAGAGCGAUUUAGGGCUCUCAACAAUUGCCUGUCCCAUAUCUUAGCAGUGCUUGUCCUUUAUGUACCGAUGGUGGGAAUAUCCAUGGCCCACCGCUUUGCCCGGCAUGCCCCUCCUCUGGUUCAUGUGGUCAUGGCAAAUAUCUAUUUGCUUUCACCCCCUGUGAUGAAUCCUAUCAUUUAUACUGUGAAAACCAAGCAGAUCCGACAGGGAAUCUACCGUCUCCUCUCCCAAGGGAAAGCAAAUUAA
Monodelphis domestica (gray short-tailed opossum) is the source of this 948-nucleotide messenger RNA. Its product is annotated as olfactory receptor 51Q1-like. Gene Ontology annotation, cellular component: plasma membrane. The record is from RefSeq and is a predicted model, not a curated record. Lineage: Eukaryota; Metazoa; Chordata; Mammalia; Didelphimorphia; Didelphidae. Gene Ontology annotation, biological process: G protein-coupled receptor signaling pathway. Gene Ontology annotation, molecular function: G protein-coupled receptor activity; olfactory receptor activity.